AUGCUUCUUUGUUGUGGUUUUUGCUCUCCGUGGGGGUGUAGGAUGUUUUUGGACCCACUACACACGCGCCUCUUCUCUCUUUUACUUAUUUGUGCCCUUAGUCUCUUUUGGUUCCUCCUUCUCCCCUCAGUAAUUCAAAACGCGGAGAGGAGACGCAACACAAAGAAACAAAGAAGAGCAGCAGGAGCACCUUUACAAAAGGGGGGAGGGCGAAGGUCUGGGCUGUGCGGUACCGUAGAGGCAAUGGCGUGGCGUUACAGCGGGGUGGCGGGCAAUGGUACCUUUGGCCCUUCCCCGACCAGCCCCUUUUCGACAGCUAGCAUGCGCAACAAUGGGCAGGACAACGGGAACACAGGAUUUGCUGUUGGAAGCGGCGCCCUAUUUAGUGGGGCCUCAGCCAACAUUUUAGGUGCCGGAGCCUUUCUGCGCAGCAAUGCCCUCUCUUCUUUUGGGACUCAGAAGCAAGAAAUUGACGAGGAGCUGCGGAGUAAAGG
Molecule: messenger RNA, 494 nt
Organism: Trypanosoma cruzi
Lineage: Eukaryota; Euglenozoa; Kinetoplastea; Trypanosomatida; Trypanosomatidae
Exons: 1
Source: RefSeq, a predicted model, not a curated record